AUGGGGCAGCUGUUGGCAACGAUGGGCCGGUGCGAGGAAGCGGAGUCCGUGCUGAAACUAUGCAGUUCGUUGGACGGUUCGCAUUCCAAGGACCCUGUAAAUCACGAGACCAGCAGGGUGUCGGCACUGGUCACGCUGGGCAAACUGCACGCCGACCGUGGCAGGUACUCGGACGCGGUGCAGGCUUACAAGCACGCUGUCGCCAUACUGCCACCGUACUACAACUCUCGGGUACUGUUCAGUUUGUACGGCGACGCGUUGGCGCAACUCAACAGACACAGAGAAGCCGAAAUGUGGCACAAGGCGGCACUGGAAGUCGGGCCCGACCAUGUUCCGGCGCACUUGAGUUACGGGAAAUGGCUGGCAAAAAACGUGAGUUGA
Macrosiphum euphorbiae (potato aphid) is the source of this 381-nucleotide messenger RNA. NCBI's taxonomy places the organism in Eukaryota, Metazoa, Arthropoda, Insecta, Hemiptera, Aphididae. The record is from the annotation of a GenBank genome assembly.